CACGCCAUACACAUCCACCAACUACACUCUUUCGCUACUCCGAGAGACCACGCGGUUGCCUUCAAAUCCGGACGGAACCAAUCGAUCUCGUCAGUUUUAAGCCCUUUCAUCUAAAAUUUCGGAUCCCCAAAAAGUCGGUGGUCUAGUGAGUGCGCGGUCGUGUGUCAAAAGUCAAAAACCACCCCCAAGCAUCCCAUAAAGGACUCUUGAGUGCCCCGAAAAGCAAAAGUCUAAAAUACAAAGUAUAGAAAGUUUCAAUGGUUUAGAAGUAUUUCUAUUCCUUUGUUAUGUUGCUGUUCACGAAUUUAAGCCUGGGACCAAGGCCAGAGUGAUUCCUAACUAUUUCGAUAAAAAGAACCGUAUUUCCAUCAAGUGUCGGGGUUUCCUUGCGGUAAAGUUGGAAUGAUUGACAAGCGAGUGGAGGAUUGGUGUGUGCAGGCAAUGACUGUUCAAGAGUUUAAACCUCGGAGUAAUGCUGGGGACCAGCAGCAACCCUCUGGCGACAUACUCUCGCCAGAAGUCCUGGAAAAUGAAAUAGAGUCGUCGCAGGGCUACCGGAUCGCUGAUCAACAACAGGACAGUGAAAACCUCCUUGGACGAGUCUUAGCAGAAUUCGACGGUACCACGGUACUGUGCCGGGUUUGCGGCGACAAGGCUUCAGGUUUUCAUUAUGGAGUCCAUUCCUGUGAAGGAUGCAAGGGCUUUUUCCGCCGGAGCAUCCAACAAAAAAUACAGUACAGACCCUGUACCAAGAACCAGCAGUGCAGCAUCCUUCGAAUCAACAGAAAUCGCUGCCAGUACUGCCGUCUCAAAAAGUGCAUCGCAGUCGGCAUGAGUCGAGAUGCGGUCCGAUUCGGGCGCGUGCCCAAAAGAGAGAAGGCAAGGAUCCUGGCUGCUAUGCAGCAGAGCUCGCACAGCCGUUCUCAGGAGAAGGCAGUUGCUGCCGAAUUGGAGGAUGAACAGCGUCUUCUACAAACAGUAGUUCGUGCCCAUUUGGAGACAUGUGACUUUACGAGGGACAAAGUUGCUCCAGUCCUCGCCAGAGCAAGAGAGACUCCAAACUACACCGCAUGUCCACCAACCUUGGCAUGUCCUCUGAAUCCUAACCCUCAGCCGUUGACCGGCCAACAAGAACUUCUUCAGGACUUUUCCAAGAGGUUCUCCCCAGCGAUACGAGGUGUAGUCGAGUUUGCAAAAAGGAUUCCUGGUUUUGGUCUGUUGGCUCAAGACGACCAGGUCACUUUACUCAAGGCCGGUGUCUUUGAAGUUCUCCUGGUCAGGCUGGCCUGCAUGUUCGAUGCUCAAACAAACAGCAUGAUCUGUCUGAAUGGGCAAGUGCUCAAGCGGGAGUCCAUCCACAACAGUAGUAAUGCAAGAUUCCUUAUGGACUCUAUGUUCGACUUUGCGGAGAGAGUAAAUUCCCUCAGACUGUCGGACGCCGAGCUGGGUCUCUUCUGUUCAGUAGUAGUGAUUGCAGCAGACAGGCCAGGUCUGAGAAACACUGAACUGGUUGAGCGCAUGCACAGCAAACUCCGCAGCGCUCUUCAGACCGUACUGGCUCAAAACCAUCCUCAGCAUCCAGACAUUCUAAGAGAACUCCUGAAGAAAAUCCCUGAUCUCAGAACUCUGAACACGCUACAUUCGGAGAAACUCCUUGCUUUCAAAAUGACUGAACAACAGCAGCAGCUUCAGGCUCAACAGCAACAGGCUCAACACGCUACCUCCAUGCAGCAACAACACUGGCCCAUGGAAGAAGAACCAAUCAUGUCCUGGGGGUCCAGUUGCGAUGUGGCAUUGGACGAAGCAGUCAAGAGUCCUCUGGGAAGUGUUUCGAGUACGGAAAGCAUGUGCAGUGGGGAAGUGGCAGCUUUGACGGAGUACCAUCAUGUGUCUGCCUCCAGCGGGCAUCACGCGUCAAGUGCACCCCUGCUCGCUGCCACCCUUGCUGGUGGUUUGUGUCCUCACCGCAGACGAGCAAAUUCGGGUAGCACGAGUUCAGGCGACGACGAUCUCCAUCGCGCAUCACUCGCCAAGACGCCUCAACCACCUCAGUGUCCGCGAUUCCGAAAACUGGAUUCCCCCAGUGAUAGUGGAAUUGAGUCAGGAACCGAGAAAGCAGACAAGCCAGCCAGCAGCAGUGCAAGCAGUGCACCAACCUCUGUUUGUUCGAGUCCGAGAUCCGAAGACAAGGAAGUCGAAGAUAUGCCCGUCUUAAAACGAGUGCUUCAGGCACCACCUCUCUAUGAUACCAAUUCGCUGAUGGAUGAGGCCUACAAGCCUCACAAAAAGUUUCGAGCGCUCAGACAGAAAGAUAGCGCGGAAGCCGAGCCAGCCGUCGUCCAGCACACUCAGUCCCAGCUUCAUCUUCAUCUGACCUCAGCAUCAACGCGAAGUUCAUCGUCUCACAUGCAUUCGCACUGUCCGCAAACGGCGAGUUUGCUGAGCAGCACUCAUUCCACCUUAGCCAAAAGUCUCAUGGAAGGCCCAAGAAUGACUGCUGAACAGAUGAAGCGAACAGACAUCAUUCACAACUACAUCAUGCGUGGUGAUGCCAGUCCAAGAUCACCAACGACAUCACCAUCGCCGGCGGAGCAGUGUGCCUCGACGACGACCAUCACGCGCAGUCCGCAUGGAUCUCAGGGACUUUUGCAGUGUGCAACCUCUGGUUACUCCUCGUCGAGGUGGCCCACUACUUCGGUCAUCACGACGACGACGGGUGCUCGGCAGCAACACCAUCAGCACCAUCAUCAGCACUCGUCAGACUACCUCGUUGUUGGGAACUCGUCGCCCAGGUACCUUUCCGCUGUGGCGACGAGUAGUACGAGCACGAGUCCCAGACCUACCUCGAGUACAGCAGCAACGCUAGUGCUCUCUGGAUGUCCGAGCAACAUGAUGGAACUCCAGGUCGACAUUGCCGACAGUCAGCAGCCUUUGAACCUGUCAAAGAAAUCCCCGUCUCCAUCUCCAAGGCCUCUGGUUGGAACCUGCAAGGCCCUUUCCCUCGAGGCGUAGUGCUUUUUACGAGUGGCGAGAUCUCGCGACUUGAACCCACCUCAUGUAGCGAGUGCGUCGACCCAUUGUCAAUAUUCCUCCGGGACGUCGCCCGCGACUCCAAAAAAGUGCCAGGACGCUUCGAGCGCGUGACAAACCAAAUAAUUUAUUGUCUAAAAGUAUCGAGAGCAGAAGGAGGUGGGAAGCCGGAGGAGUGUUGAAAAAAGUUAUCUCUUUCAUCUGUGACAAAAAAUUGAGAUUCCAAGUGCGAGUGCCACUGCUGAUACGAACGCUUGUUUUAAAAGUGCCGCCUAGAGUCAGUGCAGCGCGAAAUAAAAUAAACCUGCUCCUCGGUCUCUCCACCUGCCUCGACGACUACUUGCUAGCCUACCUACUUUUGUCAUAGGUAAAGUUAGAGGAUAGCUUGCAGCGCUCGUAACGUAAAAAAAUUAGAGUGAACGUUACAGAAAUUAAUAAUCUAUUACAUGUGAUAAUCAUGAAAUCGCGCAUUCUGUACAGUCUCCACCUCAUUCAUCAAUCAUCUACUCUACUAUAAUUACUGAAUAUUAUAAAGUAAUUAAUAUUAUUGUGUAUCCUAAGGCAUAGCAAUCGUAAAAAUUUUGUCUUGCGUGUAAGUAUGAAUCCCCUGUAUCUGUAUAUUUGUGUGAGUAUUCCUGCUGUGCAAAUGAGUCUGGGCAAUCGAAAAACACUCGAAGAGUAGAGAAUAAGCCAGAAGCUAUUAAAGAUUUAAGAGUUUUGUUAUGAGACUGACCGGUCCGCCGCGGCCUCCAGUUUGCAAUUACCGUACCUUUAUACCACGUGUCGUGUCUAUACCGAGGAACAGAUUAAAAACAAAAGUAAUUAUCAGCUAAAGAAAAAAAGUCGUGUUUAGCGGAUUAGAACUCGUAGAUUUAAAGCAAAAUACAAACAAUAUUAUGUGUCGUGCGUGCAUGCGUGUGCCGAGAAUGAGUCACUGAGAGAAAGUUAUUAGGCGAGGGAUGAAGCCGACAAAACGCUGUAAAUAGUAGUCUCUAAGGCUAGGUCAUAACUAGGCGCGAGUGGCGAAAGUUUCGAAGAAAGCGAGAAAUAAUCGCGGCGGGCCGCCGCCAAUGUGUUGUUGAGACGCCCGCCCCGCCCCCGUUUCCAUUUAUCCAAGCACCACCAUCCCCAUUUAUCUGAAAGGCAUAGGCAUCUUGCAAAGAAACCAUCCAAAAAAACCACAUCUUCCCUGCACUACUGCGCUUGCUCUUCUACGUAUUUAUUGUAUUCGGAGUCAUUCCUCAUUCGUUAUCGUCGCUUGUGAAACAACCCUUUGCGAAUUGUUUCCUCUCGUGGUUGUGCAGUGUGCACUCCCUGUAGUCAUUGUUCACAAGAAAUCCAAAAAAACCAACAAAGCAAUCCAUUUUUCUCUCCCUACAAACCAAUCAUGCAUCCGCCCGGACGUCUUGAAUAUUCCUGAGUAACCCAGCCCGCAGAAAUCUAGCGUUGAUAUUCGUAUACUGUUAUGCAUAAACUACACAUAAUGAUUAUUAUAGUAAACGAUACAUAAAGUAUGAUAUAUUUCUCUAUCCAUUAAGAAAGGAAAAUACAAACAGUUGUUGUUCCGGUGAAGUUGGGCAGAAAAGAUGUAUACACACCCACACUCAAAUUGACAUGUACGCAAUCAUACACCACAGUCAUUCACAUCAGCCAGGAAAUGUAAAAAUACUGUACAAGAAACUACAAAGCAGCCCCGCAUAUUGCCCAGUGAGCACGUCAUUUUGUACGCUUGGGAGUUGUGAGGUCGUCUGAAUAAACAUUGUCUGGUGAAUUAUAAA
Molecule: messenger RNA, 4808 nt
Organism: Belonocnema kinseyi
Lineage: Eukaryota; Metazoa; Arthropoda; Insecta; Hymenoptera; Cynipidae
Gene: E75
Product: ecdysone-inducible protein E75
Exons: 5
Coding region: 403-3012 (869 amino acids)
Biological process (GO): negative regulation of transcription by RNA polymerase II; positive regulation of transcription by RNA polymerase II; cell differentiation
Molecular function (GO): nuclear receptor activity; zinc ion binding; RNA polymerase II cis-regulatory region sequence-specific DNA binding
Source: RefSeq, a predicted model, not a curated record